Messenger RNA from Spodoptera litura, 761 nucleotides. It is a transcript of the gene CPR42, whose product is annotated as cuticular protein RR-1 motif 42. The record is from RefSeq and is a predicted model, not a curated record. Gene Ontology annotation, cellular component: chitin-based extracellular matrix. NCBI's taxonomy places the organism in Eukaryota, Metazoa, Arthropoda, Insecta, Lepidoptera, Noctuidae. Gene Ontology annotation, molecular function: structural constituent of chitin-based larval cuticle.
GAUGGCACCUGUUUGCUUCUGCCAGUCGUACAGAUCUCAGCAAAAAUGAAAUUCUUGGUACUUGCUCUGUGCGUGUGCGCCGCGGCUGCUCAAAGCUACCCCGGUUUCGGUGGUUUCCGCAACCCAGCUUACGCCCCAGCGGUCACCGCCGCUAAGGCUGUAGCCUACGCCCCGGUCACCGCCGCCAAGGUUGUAGCCGAAGCUGCCGCCCCAGUGUUCACCCCCGUAGCUGCCCCCGUCGCCCAGGCCGCUGCUGCCACCUACGGUGCUGCCAAACAGGUCGUCAACAAGGCCUACAACAACGAAGCUGAAGCUGCCAUCCUCCGCUCCGAAAACGAAGUCGCCCCCGACGGCUUCAAAUACACCUACGAGACCGCCAACGGUAUCAGCGCUGAAUCCGUCGGUACCUACAAGCAGGUUGGCGAAGCCGGUAGUGUGGUGGCCCAGGGCGCCUACAGGUACACCGCCCCCGAUGGUACCCCCGUGUUCGUGACUUACACCGCUGACGAGAACGGCUACCAGCCCCAGAGCGACCUCCUCCCCGUCGCCCCUGAGAUCCCUCCCCAGAUCGCCCGCGCUCUCGCUUACAUCGCCGCUCACCCCGCCCCGGUUGAGAAGAAAUACUAAGUCUGACCUGACCCGACCAGGACCAUCUGAAGACAGCAGCGAUUCAUAAUACACAACAAGUCAUGAUUAUGGGAAUGUUGAUGUUGAAUUGCAGACGAUUUCUGCGUAAAUAAAGGAACUGUGCCAUCAUUUUA